Molecule: messenger RNA, 4513 nt
Organism: Naegleria gruberi
Lineage: Eukaryota; Heterolobosea; Eutetramitea; Acrasida; Naegleriidae
Exons: 1
Coding region: 1-4464 (1487 amino acids)
Source: RefSeq, a predicted model, not a curated record
AUGCAUGAGAAUGGUGUUGUUGCCUCACAACUACAACCAUUAACAAAACGAACGGAAAUGGAGCACCGACUUCAAAACAAACAUUUAUUAUUAUUUGACAAUAGUUUAGUGGUGCGAGAGUUUGAUUAUAUUACAGAAUUUCUUUUUGAUGGUGUGGAAAUAUUUAAAAAGUCUAAAUUGGAUUUAAAAAAUUGUAUUAUGAUUUGUUUGAUUUUCCUUCUUUGUGGUGUUAUAUUCCCAUAUGGUGUUGAAGGUAGUACAUAUAGAUGCCCAAAUGGAUUUUCUCAAUAUUACGUUCUUCUUUCAUACUCUAAUACAAAUGCACUUCCAUCAACUUGUAAGAUUUGUGAUCAAAGUUUAUACACAUGUUCAGGCAGCAAUAAUUGGAAUGAUGGAGAAAUUACAUUUUCAAAUCCAAUUCAAUCAUCAAAUAAGCUUUAUUCCAUGCAUGGAGUAGUUUAUUAUCAGUAUGAUAAAUGCAAACUGAAUGAUGUUUCCCAAACUGGAAAUAUGACAAUUAGUUUGAAUAAUUACGAUAUGACAGACACAAACGUUGUAUCAGGAGGAUGUUCUUGUGGAGGAUGUUCACAAUUUUCAUUUUUAUCGAGAAAGUAUGAUAUUUUGAAUCAACUUACAAAAUCAUCAACAACAAUAUUUAAACCAAAUUACAUUAGUGCUGGAGGUAAUAUUUGUAUAACAGAAAUAUUAUUGAAUUACUGUUAUGUUAGUAAUAAUGUAAAUAUAACAAAUUAUGCCAUAUCUUCAAGAAAUGGUAGUAAUUGGAAUAUUGAUGUAACACUUGCCACAAAGGAUAUAUAUUUCUUUGAUUUACUAGUAGCAAAUAAUGGACCAGAUUCUACGUCUAGUUUUACUUUUAAUUUUCAAUUUUCUUCAUUAUCUCAUUUGACAUUACAAAAUCUUUCAAUUAUAUUUCCUUAUGAAUAUACAUUUUUGUCAAAUAGCUCAUGUACAUAUAACAAUGGGUUUUUAAAAUGUCCUGUUUAUCCUACUUAUUGCAUUAAAAGCAAUUUAGUUUAUUCAUGCACAUUUGAUAAUAUUAUAAUAGAUUCUUAUUACGACGAUAAUAAUAAUAGAACUAUUAAUGUUACUGUUUCUCCUUCAUAUUUGAGUUACCUUUACUUGAGGAUGUAUUUCACAAUUGAUAAUACCACUGUUUCCUCAACAACUUUGAGUUAUUCACUGAGCCCUCACACUGCUUCUCAGUCUAUUGAUACUUCUACUUCAUUAUCUGGAUCAGUUUCUCUAAAUAUUUUUUCAAAUGCUAUUACUAGAGUAUUAACACUUGGUUCUAAUCUUGCCGAUAGAAUAUCCCACUACUCUCUAGAUAGUUACAAGUUCAAAAUAACAAUAUCACCAUCUGAUGUAGAUACUUUUUCAAAUCCUAUAGUAAUGAUAAACUAUCUAUUUUCAGACAAGAUAGGAUUUAAUAUCAAGAUAUCAAACAAUGGUCAAGAUUUAUAUAGUAGAAAGGUAUUACCUGAGGAGUUGAUUGUAGUUUCAGCUCAAUACCAAUAUACUCUUUCAAUCCCAUAUUUCUCCUCUAAAUUUGAAUCGAGUAUAUCUAACACAUUCUCAAUUGUGUUUACCUCCUUUUCCCAGACAAGUGAUAGUAUAUCCUACACAGUAUAUUCAAAGAUUACCAAUAUGAUUAACACUGCCAUUAACAGUGACCAAAUUGUGGAUUCAGAUUUGCAGCUCUAUCAAUGGCGUUAUUAUUACGUUACUUCAUAUUCUGAUAGUGCCAUUCUGAAUGUUUUAUUUGAAACUACAGACAUUUACGCAAACUCUGUCAACAUUUUGAUUUCAUCUGCCCAAAGUAGCUCUUCUCAAACACCAAAUUAUCCUUAUGAUUGGCAAAUGACAAAAUUACCAUCUUCAUCCUAUUUUACACUUCCUACAUCCUUUAAAUUGGAUACAGAAAAGAAGAAUGCUUGGUUGUACAAGGAUGUGUCGAACACAAAACAAGCUUACUACAUAGCUGUCUACGGAAAGGCUUGUCCAUUUAAGUGUUACUACAAGGUCAGAUCCUAUUUGACUGAUGAUGAAAGAAUUCUCUUAAGUUAUGGAAAUACACAGUAUUCAGUCACAUAUGUUAAGAAGGAGCCAAACACUAUUCAUUAUUCAACAAAACUCAAAAUUGAAAGAGCUUCCAAUAGUACAAAAUUUUUGGGCAAUCUUUUAAGAUACUCCUUUAAAUUACUCGACCAUGUCCCAAUUACUUCCAUGGAAGUAUAUAUUAGAAAGAGCUUAUUUCCAAGUACCCAGCUCUAUGAUUUCAAGCAAACAGGAGACUGUUAUGAGAUUAGUGGCCAUAUUGAGCUUGUCAACACAAUAUAUGAGUAUGAGUGGUAUUUUGGAUUUAUUUACAAAGUUGAAAAAGAUGAUGUAGAAUAUACAUCAAGUGUCAAAGUUGAUUUCUGGAUAGAUACCCCUCAAAUCUACACUGACACCUUGAAUUCAAAGAUGUACUCUUCUGAUUUUGAUUUAUUGAGCACAGGAGCCAAAAUAUCAAGCUCAGAUUAUAUUCUUCCAUAUCAUGUCAUCCAUACUUCUGUAGUUUUGAUUAGAAACACCUCAGAUAAUCCAUUAUUAUUUUAUUCAAAAGUUGGAGAAGCUCCCUAUACUGAUGACUACGAUACAUCCUUUGACAAUUCCUUCAAUUUUCCCAAUUCAACAUUCUAUACAGACAUGCUUCUUACAUUGAAUUAUGUAGCCAGCACGAAUAAUGGAGGAACUCACAUAAUUUAUAGAAGGGAACCUUAUGUUAUUCCAAAUAUAGUAGGAUACAAUGAAACAGCUAUUAAUUUCAUUGAGGAAGGUAAUUUGGUUGCCGAUGCAUUUUCCAAUCUACUUAUCACUGUACCUCAAUAUAACUAUUAUACUAGUUCAUUGGAUAGAAUUAUUUAUCAGUCGAUUUAUGAAGGGAAUAAUACCAGGAAUACAUGUAAUUCAACAUACAUUGAUCUCACAGUUGUUUCAUAUAACUCCUUCCCAUCAGUAGUUAGUCUAACCAAACGUUAUGAUGGAUUAAAUCCGGUUUUGCUAGUUGGUAACGAUAAUUCUACAGGAGUUAAUGGUACUACUGAUUCAAUAUUACAAAUCUCCAAGUCCUUAAGCUCAACCAAAAAGAGAAAGAGAGGAAUUCCAUUCUUUUUCUCUUUUGACCUUGAUGAAAUUUUGAGAGCUUUUUAUAAGAACUUUAGUGAAAAAGCCGCAGAAAAUGAAGGCUUAAUUAAGGAAACAACUUUGAAUCCAAAUGAUUACUUGGCCACAACUAACUUCCGUAUUGAACUUACCUUUUGGGAUAUAACUAAUUUAACAAACUUUGACCAUCUCUCUUUGACAUGUGCUUUCGAAAAAUUAUCUGUGGAGAAUGUUGAUGAAAUACUACCAAAAGAUUCAAAAUUAGAAAAGGAAGUAUACAAAUACUCUAAAUCAGCCACAGAGUCUGCCUCACUCUUUAUGAUCAAAUACUCCUUAACAUUCCCAUUGAAUUCUAUUCAUAACUAUUCUUCUUAUAACAAUAUUUCAGGAUUGGCAGCAAACCAAAAGUCAGUCAAUAGCUCUUUGUAUUUGGCUGUGUGGAAUCAAGAUGAGAGUUAUCAUCACGAAAUUAUAUCUUUUAUUGUGGCUGAUGGUAAAAUUUCAAAUGAGCUUACAUUCCUUCCAUUUACUACCUAUGCUCUUAUUUCAAUAACUGCUUUGGUUUGUUUUGUUGCCAUCAUUCUAAUGAUUGGAUUUUCUUGCAAGUUUUAUGAAAAGAUUAAGAAGAGGAAACUCACAACAUUUGAAACACUUCGAGACAAUGAUCCAUUUUGUUUUGGACUUACAUUUUGGUUCAGCUUGUUUGGAUCCAGAACCAAGAGUAGAAGAGCAAGACAACUUCAAAUUCUUAUACCAGCUCUAAUUUUACUCUUUAUUGCUGUUGUAUCGGUUGUAACUUUCCUUGUGUUGGCAUUGAGUUAUAGUGAUCACUUGGUUUGUUGCUCACAGGCAGGUGAUGUUAUCUAUCAAUUCAAUCAAAACAAUUAUUAUCCUCAAACAUCAGAAUAUUCAGCUGAAUUUGAUAAGUAUGGUCUUUAUGCCUUAGGAUCCGCCUCAACAAAAUGUUUCAUUUCCUCAAAUUAUUAUGACAUUUCACAAGUGCAACAAUCUAACAAACGUAUCACUCCUGCUCCAAAACCUUUCUUUGUUAUUCCAAUCCUUGACAAACCUUCCAAAGGUAUUAAUAAUGCUGUUAUUUUGUGCCCUAGGAGUGAAUUCAAAUCGGUAGUUAUCAGAGGUUCAGACAUCUUUGGUAUGGUAGGAACGUUGCUGUGUGGAACCCUCAUUCUACUUUCAUUCUCUCUCUUCUCCAUUCUUUUCAUUGAAAUUGUUUUGAGCUCAUGGUUUUUGGAAACUGUUCUCUUCCCAAAGCUCUCCUACAGAAUACUAAACGAGUAGUGAGUGAAAAUUACUGAUUCUCCCUGCAAUAAAAGAUUGUUUACUUAGA